CCGCCGAGGGAGUUGCGCCUCAGAGACCCAGGCCACGGCCAGCACUCGGCUCCGGGCCCGCCCCUCGCCGUGCGCCCCGCCCCGCCCCGCCUGGCUCUCGCAUGUAAAGCGCCCGACGCGCACCUCCCACCGCCGCACUUUCACUCUCUGUUAGCCGAAGUGCCAGCUCUGCGUCCGGCCCGCGACCCGCGCUAAUCCGCCCGCCAGCCAGCGCCAUGAAUGCCAAGGUCGUGGUCGUGCUGGCCCUCGUGCUGACCACGCUCUGCCUCAGCGACGGGAAGCCUGUCAGUCUGAGCUACAGAUGCCCAUGCCGAUUCUUCGAAAGCCAUGUUGCCAGAGCCAACGUCAAGCAUCUCAAAAUUCUCAACACUCCGAACUGUGCCCUUCAGAUUGUAGCUCGGCUGAAGAACAACAACAGACAAGUGUGCAUUGACCCGAAGCUAAAGUGGAUUCAGGAGUACCUGGAGAAAGCUUUAAACAAGAGGUUCAAGAUGUGAGAGGGUCAGACGCCUGAGGAACCCUUACAGUAGGAGCCCAGCUCUGAAACCAGUGUUAGGGAAGGGCCUGCCACAGCCUCCCCUGCCAGGGCAGGGUCCCAGGCAUCGCCAAGGGCUUUGUUUUGCACACUUUGCCGUAUUUUCACCAUUUGAUUAUGUAGCAAAAUACAUGACAUUUAUUUUUCAUUUAGUUUGAUUAUUCAGUGUCACUGGUGACACAUAGGAGCUUAGACUAAGGCCAUUAUUAUACUUGCCUUAUUAGAGUGUCUUUCCAUGGAGCCGCUCCUCUGACUCAGGGCUCCUGUGUUUUGUAUUCUCUGAGCUGUGCAGAUGGGGAGACUGGGCUGAAGGAACCUCACCCCCAUGGUCAGCCCUAGGGUGGAGAACCACCAGGAGGGAUGCCUGUGGGUGCCAGGACCAGUCAACCUGGGCAAAGCCUAGUGAAGGCUUCUCUCUGGGAUGGGAUGGUGGAGGGUCACACGGGAGGCUCACCCACUUCUCCAUCCACAUGGGAGCCAAGUCUGCCUGUUCUGGGAGGGCAGCAGGGCUACCCUGAGCUGAGGCAGCAGUGUGAGGUCAGGGCAGAGUGAGACCCAGCCCUCAUCCCGAGUACCUCCACAUCCUCCACGUUCUGCUCAUCAUUCUGUGUCUCAUCCAUCAUCAUGUGUGUCCACGACUGUCUCCAUGGCCCCGCAAAAGGACUCUCAGGACCAAAGCUUUCAUAUAAACUGUGCACCAAGCAGGAAAUGAAAAUGUCUUGUGUUACCUGAAAACUGUGCACAUCUGUGUCUUGUUUGAAAUAUUGUCCAUUGUCCAAUCUUGUGUUUUUGUUCAAAGCCAGCAUCCUCCUCUGUGACCAAUGUCUUGAUGCAUGCACUGUUCCCCCUGUGGAGCCGCUGAGCGAUGAGAUUCCCCUUAGAGUGCAGUCCUGAUCAGAGCCGUGUUCCUUUGGGGUGAACUACCUUGGUUCCCCCACUGAUCACAAAACCAUGGUGGGUCCAUGGGCAAAGCCCAAGGGAAUUUGGUGUGCACCAGGGUUGACCCCAGAGGCUUGCUGCCCCAUCAGUGCUCCCUCACCUGUCAGUACCUUCAAACUAGGGCCAAGCCCAGCAGUGCUUGCAGAAAACAAGCAUUCACAACUUGUUUUUGGUUUUUAAAACCCAGCCCAUAAAAUAAUCAAUCCUGGACGUGAAGAUUUCUUCCCAAUUCACAUCUAACCUCAUCUUCUUCACCAUUUGGCAUUGCCAUCAUCUCCUGCCUUCCUCCCUGGGCCCUCUCUGCUCUGCGUGUCACCUGUGCUUCGGGCCCUUCCCACAGGACAUUUCUCUAAGAGAGCGAUGUGCUGUGCAAAGAGUAAGUCAACCUGCCUGACAUUUGGAGUGUUCCCCUUCCACUGAGGACAGUCAAUAGAGCUGUACUAAGCCACUUAAAAUGUUCCCUUUUGACAAAGGCAAGCACUUGAGGGUUUUUGUUUUGUUUUUCAUUCAGUAUUACUAAUACUUUUCCCCUUUGAUUAAAGACCCCAGUUUAAAAAAAAAUUAAUGAAGAAAGUGGAAAACACGAAAGUCAAAGCAAGGACACUGUGUGUAACAUGUAGGAAGUAGGAAGUAAAUUAUAGUGGCGUAAUCUUGAUUUGUAAAUGUUUUUGAAUUUAAUAAUCUGUAGAGUUAUUAGUAACGUGUUAAGUAUUUUCAUAAGUAUUUCAAAUUGGAUCUUCAUGACAGAAGGCAAAUCCAUCAACCAAAAUUGUCCCUUAAACAAAAAUUAAAAUCCUCAAUCCUGCUAUGUUACAUUGAAAAGCUAGAGCCUGAGGGAUCUUUAUUAGUUAUAAAGACACAGAACUCUUUCAAAACCUUUUGAAAUUAACCUCUCACUAUAGCAGUAUAAUUGAGUUUUCAGUGGGGCAGCCAUUAUCCAGGUAAUCCAAGAUAUUUUAAAAUCUGUCACGUAGAACUUGGACUUACCUGCCCCCAAUCCAUGAACCUAGACCAUUGAAUUCUUGGUUGAGGAAACAAACAUGACCCUAAAUCUUGACUAAAGUCAGGAAAGGAAUCAUUUCUAUUUCUCCUCCAUGGGCGAAAAUAGAUAAGAGUAGAAACUGCAGGGAAGAUUAUUUGCAUAACAAUUCCUCUGCUAACAAUCAGCUCCUUGGUGGAGACUGCCCAGCUAAAGCAAUAUGCAUUUAAAUGCAGUCUUCCUUUGCAAGGGAAAAGGCUCUUGUAAUCCAAAUCUCUUUUUGCUUUCAAACUGCUAGUCAAGUGUGUCAGGGAGCUGUUGACUAGGGAUCCCUCAUCUGUCCUGGGACCUGGUGUUGCCUCUACCUGACAUUCCCUUGGGCUCCCAGUAACCUCUUUGGAGGCCCUCACUGCCAGCUCUGCAUCAGGACCCAGAGGAAGGGGCCAGAGGCUUGUGGACUGGCUGUGUGUUGGGAUUGAGUCUUUGCAACGUGUUUGUGCUGCUGUGUGUCCCCCUCUGUCCAGGCACUGAGACACCAGCGAGGAGGCUCCAGAGGGCACUCUGCUUGUUAUUAGAGAUUACUCCCUGAGACAAAAGGUUCAGCUUGGAGCAGAGGGGCUGAAUAGCAGAAAGUUCCCCUCCUCCCCCACCACCCACAACCUUAGAUGUUCUAAGUCUUUCCAUUGGAUCUCAUUGGACCCUUCCAUGGUGUGAUCUUCUGACUGGUGUUAUCACCAUGGGUUCCCUGACUGGGAGUUGAUCACCUUUCCCAGGUGCUACACCCUUUUCCAGCUGGAUGAGAAUUUGAGUGCUCUGAUCCCUCUACAGAGCUUCCCUGACCCAUUCUGAAGGAGCCUCAUUCCUGGGAAAUACUCCCUAAAAACUUCCAAAUCCCCUAAGCAGACCACUGACAAAACCAUGUAGAAAAUUUGUUAUUUUGCAACCUCGCUGAACUCUCAGUCUCUGAGCAGUGAAGGAUUCAGUGUUAAAUGUGACGAAUACUGUAUAUUGUAUUGUUUCAAUUGCAUCUCCCAGAUAAUGUGAAAAUGGUCCAGGAGAAGGCCAAUUCCUAUAUGCAGUGUGCUUUAAAAAAUAAAUAAAUAAGAAACAACUCUUUGAGAAACAACAAUUUCUACUUUGAAGUCAUACCAAUGAAAAAAUGUAUAUGCACUUAUAAUUUUCCUAAUAAAGAUCUGUACUCAAAUGUA
Molecule: messenger RNA, 3661 nt
Organism: Rhinopithecus roxellana (golden snub-nosed monkey)
Lineage: Eukaryota; Metazoa; Chordata; Mammalia; Primates; Cercopithecidae
Gene: CXCL12
Product: C-X-C motif chemokine ligand 12
Exons: 4
Coding region: 216-497 (93 amino acids)
Biological process (GO): induction of positive chemotaxis; defense response; cell chemotaxis
Cellular component (GO): extracellular region; external side of plasma membrane
Molecular function (GO): CXCR chemokine receptor binding; chemokine activity
Source: RefSeq, a predicted model, not a curated record